Molecule: messenger RNA, 5854 nt
Organism: Euleptes europaea (tarantolino)
Lineage: Eukaryota; Metazoa; Chordata; Lepidosauria; Squamata; Sphaerodactylidae
Gene: KMT2E
Product: lysine methyltransferase 2E (inactive)
Exons: 25
Coding region: 286-5715 (1809 amino acids)
Molecular function (GO): protein binding
Source: RefSeq, a predicted model, not a curated record
GGGGGGUCCCCGCUCUUGACCCUCCUUCCCCUUUCCCACAGGCAGCUGAAACGAGGCUCUGUCCUGCUCUAGGCGAGGGACAUCUGCAGUGGGGCCGUUGCAUUGUUUUGGUCGGGCUAGGAGAGCGGCUUGGUUCAGGGGGUGCUGCUGCCUGGCCUGUGAUCAUUACAGAGUUUGUGGAUGCACUUAGAUGUUUGCAAUGAGCACUGUGGCUGGCAUGCCCCAGUGUUUUGGAUACCAAUGCAUACAACUCCAUAGUAAUCGAAUUUAUCAGAAACGAACGUCAUGAGCAUAGUGGUCCCGUUGGGGGUUGACACAGCGGAAACUUCAUUUUUGGAAAUGGCUGCAGGCUCAGAACCUGAAUCUGUAGAAGCUAGCCCUGUGGUCGUUGAGAAGUCAAACAGUUACCCACACCAGCUAUAUAACAACAGCUCUCACCAUUCCCACAGUUACAUUGGUUUGCCUUAUGCUGAUCAUAACUAUGGCGCUCGCCCUCCUCCAACACCUCCAGCUUCUCCUCCUCCAUCAGUUCUUAUAAGCAAGAAUGAAGUAGGCAUAUAUAGUGCUCCCAAUUUUGAUGAGACCUCCAGUGCUACUACUAUCAGCACAUCUGAGGAUGGAAGCUAUGGAACGGACAUAACCAGGUGCAUUUGCGGAUUUACACAUGAUGAUGGAUAUAUGAUCUGUUGUGACAAAUGCAGUGUUUGGCAGCACAUUGAUUGCAUGGGGAUCGAUAGGCAGCAUAUUCCUGACAUAUACCUGUGUGAGCGUUGUCAACCUAGGAGUUUGGAUAAAGAAAGGGCAAUGUUGCUGCAACGUAGAAAAAGGGAAAACAUGUCAGAUGGGGAUACCAGUGCAACAGAAAGUGGUGAUGAGGUCCCUGUAGAACUAUAUACUGCUUUUCAACACACACCAACUACAAUUACUCUGACUGCUACACGAGUUACCAAGGUCACUGAGAAGAAAAGGAAGAAAAGUGGGGAGAAAGAACAAAACAUCACAAAAUGUAAAAAGGCUUUUCGUGAAGGUUCAAGGAAAUCUUCAAGAGUUAAGGGCUCAGCUCCAGAGAUUGAUCCUUCUGACAAUUCAGGCUUUGGAUGGGAAUCUAAAAUCAAGGCAUGGAUGGAUCGUUAUGAAGAGGCAAGCAACAACCAGUACAGUGAAGGUGUUCAAAGAGAGGCCCAAAGAAUAGCUUUGAGAUUAGGAAACGGAGAGGACAAAAAAGAAGUUAUCACCAGCAACGCAAUCUUCAAACCUCCAGUAGAGAGCUAUAUUCAAAAAAAUAAGAAAAUCCUAAAAGCUGCCAAAGACUUGCCUCCAGAUGCACUGGUGAUUGAAUAUCGAGGGAAGUUCAUGCUGAGAGAGCAAUUUGAAGCAAAUGGAUAUUUCUUUAAGAGGCCAUACCCCUUUGUUCUGUUCUAUUCUAAAUUCCAUGGGCUAGAAAUGUGUGUUGAUGCAAGAACCUUUGGAAAUGAAGCUCGGUUUAUCAGACGUUCUUGUACACCCAAUGCUGAGGUUAGACAUACUAUUGAAGAUGGAACCAUUCAUCUUUAUAUCUACUCCACCCAAAACAUUCCAAAGGGAACAGAAAUAACAAUUGCAUUUGAUUUUGAUUAUGGAAAUUGCAAAUACAAAGUGGACUGUGCUUGCCUCAAAGAAAAUCCAGAUUGCCCAGUUCUUAAACGAGCCUCUGAGCCUACAGAAAACCUCAAUACUGGUUAUGAAACCAGAAGGAAGAAAGGCAAAAAAGAAAGGGAUGCUUCAAAAGAAAAGGAAACCCAAAAUCAGAACAUCACCUUGGAUUGUGAAGGAGCAGCCACCAAAACGAAGUUUCCAGACAACAGACAGAGAAAACUUUCUCCCCUUAGGCUUUCCAUCUCAAACAAUCAGGAGCCAGAUUUUAUUGAGGAUAUAGAAGAGAGAACUCCUAUUAGCAAUGAAGUAGAAAUGGAAUCAGAGGAGCAGAUUGCAGAAAGGAAAAGGAAGAUGACCAGAGAAGAGCGGAAAAUGGAAGCAAUCCUUCAAGCUUUUGCCAGGUUAGAGAAGAGAGAAAAAAGAAGAGAACAGGCUUUGGAAAGAAUCAGUACCGCUAAAACAGAAGUUAAGUCUGAAUGCAAGGAUGCACAGAUCAUCAAUGACACCGAAUUUGUUCAGGAACCAGCAAAGGAGGAAACUGCCACCAAGCCAACCCCUGCCAAAGUCAAUAGGACAAAACAGAGGAAAAGUUUCUCUCGUAGCAGAACUCAUAUCGGGCAGCAGCGGAGACGACAUAGAACUGUUAGCAUGUGUUCAGAUAUCCAACCAUCCUCUCCCGACGUGGAAAUUAGUUCACAGCACAAUGAACCUGAAAACACUGCACUUUCAGCUGAGCCUGAAACAGAGACAACUGUUGCUGAAAUAGUUACUGAACCAGAAGCCCCAGCACUUAAUAAAUGCCCCACUAAAUACCCUAAAACAAAAAAGCACUUGGUAAAUGAGUGGUUAAGUGAGAAGAAUGAGAAGCCAGGCAAACCGACGGACAGCCUUUCAGAAAGGCCUCUGCGUAUAACGACAGAUCCGGAGAUUUUGGCCACCCAGUUAAAUUCGUUACCCGGUCUCACUUACAGCCCACAUGUCUAUACUACUCCUAAGCACUAUAUUCGUUUUACAUCACCGUUCCUUUCGGAAAAGAGGAGGCGGAAAGAACCUAUGGAGAACAUUAUUGGAUCUUGUAAGAAGCGUUGGUUGAAGCAAGCACUGGAAGAGGAAAACUCAACAGUUGUAGAUAGAUUUAAUUCACCAUCUCAUGAAAGAUCUAGAAGUCCUGCAAUCAAUGGUGAAAGUAAAAGCCCCCUGUUGUUGAAUGACAGCUGCUCCUUACCAGACCUCACCACGCCACUAAAGAAGCGAAGACUAUAUCAGCUGUUGGAUUCCACCUAUUCAGAAACCUCUACGCCUACUCCUUCUCCAUAUGCCACACCAACCCAUGCUGACACCUCGGCCUCAGAUCCAUUGUUGUUUGCUACUCCACCUAGAAUAAAAGUGGAAGAUGAAACCUGUAAGAAUGGUUAUAAGCCCAUUUGCUCGCCUGUUACUCCAGUGAUUCCCUGUAUUCAUGGAAAUACAAUGCACUUUGAGAAUAUUUCUUCACCUGAUAGCUCCCCUGAAGUUAAGAGGCGAACAUAUAGUCAAGAGGGAUACGACCGGUCAUCAGCAGCAAUGCUAGCACUUGGCUCCUUUCGGAAUUCUAACCUAGCAGAGAUGUGUCUGCAGGAAAUAAAGACUAUUGGAUAUCUUAGUCCGAGGAAUAGAACCGAUGGCGCCAGGCAGUGCUCUGGAGAAAAGGAAAUGGCUGCAGACCUCCAGUUGGGACUCGAAGUGAUUGAGCCAAGUGCACUGGAUGCCCCUGGCCACGACAGGACUGAUUCAAGCAGCCAACUGGAAACGGCUCACUGUGGACGGGGAACAGUUUACUCCACCUGGGUAAAAAGUCCCGAUAGGACAGGUGUAAAUUUCUCUGUGAAUUCUAAUUUGAGGGACUUGACGCCUUCACACCAGUUGGAGGUCGGAGGUGGAUUCCGAACAAGUGAGUCAAAGUGCCUGAUUCCAGAUGAUGCAAGAGGCAUGUUCAUGGAAGCGUCUGUUUUUUGUACUUCUGAAGAUGGACUUGUAGCUGGCUUUGGAAGGACUAUCAGUGGUGACACCUUGAUGGAUGGAAAUUGCACACCCCAGAAUCCUCCACAAAAGAAAAAGGUGUCACUUCUAGAAUAUCGUAAAAGGCAGCGAGAAGCCAGAAAAAGCGGCUCGAAGGCUGACAGCUUUCCCCUUGUUAGCAUGUCACCUCAUGCUGGUGGUGGAGGAAACAACCUUAGUGCUGCUGAUGGGUAUAACAGCAGUGAAAAUGGGGAGCAAGUGGAACGGGAGCACACUGGAAGUCUCCCUCUGCCCCUGCCAGCCACUGAUUACAGCACCACUUCUGAAGAAACUGAAAACUCUUCUUCGUCAAAAGAAGCUUCAAGCGAGAAGAAUGAGCCAGAGGUUCAGUGGACUGCUUCAACUUCAGUGGAGCAAGUGAGGGAGCGAAGUUAUCAGCGAGCGCUGCUUCUAAGUGACCAUAGGAAGGACAAGGAUUGUGAUCCUGAUCCUGAAAACCCUGAGCCCACAAGUGAAUGUCCAUCCCCAGAUACUUCUCUGAAGACUUGCAAGAGUCCUUUAAAAAUGAACAAGCCUUCCUCACCGAGUCCUGCAGCUCCUGCCCACUCUCUGGGGAGAACACCUACAAAGCAGGACGCCCAGUGGGACGCUGCAGCAGCCACUCCAGAGGCUGAGGGCUCAACUCACCCCAAACCUGACCAGCAACCCAAACAGCUGACAAGCACCGUCGAAGCACUUUCAAAAAACCACCCAUCCCAGGCCCAUUUGCGCAGCACAGCAGAGCCUCUCUCUCACUCCCAAAAGCUGCCUUCUGCGCCACUGAAGCUACACUGUCCCCCUUCACCUCAUGUAGAAAACCCUCCCAAGUCCUCUACUCCUCACACACCUGUUCAGCAUGGCUACCUUUCACCGAAGCCUCAUUCACAACAAUUAGGAUCGCCAUACCGAUCUCAUCAUCCUCCGUCACCUCAAGUCGGAACACCUCAGAGAGACUCUCACAGAAGUUUUUACCCAGCAACGCCGACCCUUCAGCCCAGCACGCAGCCACCGCCGCCCAGCGGGACACUCUUUUCCCAGGCCUCUUCUGUAUCUUACAGUCAGUUCCACCAACAAAGUCUCAACACCAGUGCCCCGCCUCCGCCCCCACCCCCGCCCCCUUCCUCUACUUAUUAUCAAAACCAGCAGCCCCCCUCAGGAAACUUUCAAAACUACAGUCAGUUAAAAAGUAGCAUACCACCACAGCAAACUGUGUUUCCCUCUGGACCAAAUCAAGCCCUUGCUGGUACAGCAUGCCAGCAGCCAGUUUCAGGGCACCAUGUAACCAGUGGGCAUUUUUUGCCAUCACAGACUCCCAGUAUUCACCAUCAGACUCCAGCCGUUGCAGCUCCGCCGCCUCCACCACCUCCUCCUGCGCCUGGACCGCAUCUCGUGCAACAGCAAAGCUCUCAUCAGCAGCAUGCGGUGGCACAUGUCGUAGGGCCGGUGCAUGCGGUGGCAGUAGCUCCUGGAUCACACCUCCACUCUCCAGCUGCUGGACAUCAUCUGCCACCCCCUCCUCCUCCUCCCGGCCCCCUUCCUCACCACCAUCCUACUCACCCCACAACAGGUCACCAAGGUUUGCAAGCACAACACCAGCACGUAGCCAAUUCAGCUCCUCCACCGCCACCUCCGCCACCCUCCACUGUUCUAGGUUCUGGUCAUCACGCGGCAUCGGCACAAGGACUGCACCAUCCAUCUCAUCCGGGGGGCCCACUUUUUCCUUCCGGUGCUCACUCAACGGUCUCCUAUCCAUCACAGCCUCCACACCAUACUCCGUUGGGACCUGGACCUCAGCACCAGCCUGCUGGAACAGGCCCCCACGGUCCACUCCCAGGGCAGGGUCCUCACCUCCAGCCUCAAGGACCAAACAGUAUUCCAACACCGACAGCUUCAGGGUUCUGUCCUCAUCCUGGCUCUGUCGCCCUUCCUCACGGGGUUCAAGGACCUCAGCAGGCGUCUCCGGUGCCUGGGCAAAUAUCUAUUCACAGAGCGCAGGUGCCACCGACUUUUCAGAACAAUUAUCAUGGUUCAGGGUGGCAUUAAAAUGGACCCCUUCUAAACAUUUUAAAAAUGUUAUGUAAAAACUGUAUAUUUCAUAUGUACCUGUUCAAGGUACUUUUUAAAGCUUGUACAUGACUUUGUAUAAAAGCAGACACCAGUGCGCGCGCGCUCUCAUUGUAUU